CAUUCACCAUUCACCAUUCACCAACACCAACACCUCUAUCUUCCCUAUAUAUGCGCCCAAAGUCUUAUUUCCUUCACACGCAAACACACACUCUCUCUUCCCUCUUUCUCUUACAAAUUAUUACCCUUUUUCUCCGGUGAGUCUCAGAUUCCCUCAUUUUCUCGGGAUCCGCCGAUUCACCGCGUGAUCUUGGGUUUUUCUUUCUUUCUUUCUUUUUUUCUCGGUUCCGUUCGAUUCCAUUCCAUUCCAUUCCCCCUCUUACUUUAACUUUUUGAAAUUUUGAUUUUGAUUAUAUUGUUCCUCAGGGGGUUUGGUUUGGGUUGGGUUGGUUAGGUUUGAAUAAAUAAAUAAAUAAAAAGCAUCAAUGAGCGAUCAUUUGGUGCUGUAUGUGGACCGUCUGGUCCGCCCCGUGCCGGUUGAGCCGCUGACCCAACACCCGGCUCAGCCCUCUCCUGAACCGGUCGAUGAGGGGCCCUCCGGUUCUUCUCCGGCGACGGAGGAGGACGAGGAGGAGCCGCUGUUACAGAUGGCGGAGUGUCGCAUUUGUCAGGAGGAGGACAGCCUCAACAAUCUAGAGUCACCCUGCGCCUGCAGCGGCAGUCUUAAGUACGCUCACAGAAAGUGCGUCCAGCAUUGGUGCAACGAGAAAGGAGACAUUAUUUGUGAGAUAUGUCAUAAGCCCUAUCAACCUGGUUAUACUGCCCCACCACCUCGCCCACAACCCGAAGAAACUACCAUUGAUAUAGGUGGAGGUUGGACAAUCUCUGGCACGCCUUUGGACUUGCGUGAUCCUCGACUCUUGGCAAUUGCAGAGGCAGAACGCCAGUUCUUUGAAGCAGAAUAUGAUGGAUAUGCUGCUUCUAAUGCCAGUGGAGCUGCAUUUUGUCGUUCAGCUGUUCUAAUUUUUAUGGCCCUUUUACUCUUGAGGCAUGCACUUUCUGUCCCGGAUGCUGAUGCUGAAGAUGAUCCAUCCACUUUUUUCUCUCUUUUCUUGCUUCGAGCUGCUGGAUUUCUUUUACCUUGCUAUAUCAUGGCUUGGGCAAUCAGUAUUUUGCAACGUCGCCGACAAAGACAAGAGGCUGCAGCACUAGCAGCAACCCAAGUUGCUUUCGUUCUACAAUCAGGGCAGCGAAGGGGUCUGCAGUUUGCCAUAACACCUGGACAAACAGUGAAUACACACCAGGAACAAGUGUAAUUUGUAUGUCAGUUUAUGUACCAAAAAUUUGCACCAUGUAAAGAAGGCUUGUUGAAAUGCCAUGCGUUGUUGUUCAUGAUUUUCUCAGCUCUAGUGUACGUACGUACAUUAUAGCUUGAGCGACUUUGAGAUGGUGGUUAAUAUUUUGGAAUUCAUAUGGCCUUUUCAACAAAGAACAUCCUCGUUUUAUAAUAUUGCUGCUUCACCAAUUCUUCGAAAGUUGUAGCAAUGUUAAUUUUAUUAGGAACAAGUCAUUCCGUGACGAAAAGGUUGAACCCGUGUCUCCAUAAUCAUUAUUAUGAUUGAAGCAACCAAACAGUAGAAGACAAACAAUUUGCAUUUGAUUUCACGAGAAUCUCUCAUCGACCAUCCGUGCUUGUUGGCUUUUUAUACUUUUUGCUUUGCUUUCAAACAAAAUGGCUUCUCUAUAGUCUUAUAGGGAUAUGUCAAA
Gastrolobium bilobum is the source of this 1646-nucleotide messenger RNA. RefSeq lists its product as uncharacterized. The transcript has 7 exons. Lineage: Eukaryota; Viridiplantae; Streptophyta; Magnoliopsida; Fabales; Fabaceae. Gene Ontology annotation, biological process: protein ubiquitination. Gene Ontology annotation, molecular function: ubiquitin-protein transferase activity; zinc ion binding. Gene Ontology annotation, cellular component: membrane. Bases 365 to 1195 code for a protein of 276 amino acids. The record is from RefSeq and is a predicted model, not a curated record.